UCACUACUGCGACAAAAUUCAAUGUGAGCUAUUAUAAAAAUUAUAAACUUGUUUCCAACUUCGAGACCAAAGAAAACUUUGCACUAUACCUGUGCGGAACCCCCCCUCCGACCAAUUUGCCACCCGGUACGAAAAACUUCUCGAUCCCACUAAGUAAUGACGCCAUUCAAGAUUCUAGUGAAAUUCCUUUUCUUGAAGCCCUUGGACUUAGAUCCUCGAUUAAAGCUAUAGACGACUCGGUAGCAUCUUUUGUGGUUUCCCCAUGCUUGCAGUCCUUGGAGAAUAAUAUUUCCGUCCUUAAUAGCAACAACAAAACCUCAGAAGCCAAAAUUCUUUCUGUCAUUAGUGCAGUGUUUGGUAAUGAGCCCAAUUCAUCGGUUUCCAAGUUCGUGAGCACAUCCUCCAUAUAUGAGCCUAGCGGGUUGGAUCGCGCUGAAUGGAUAAAAUUCUAUUCAACUUUCUUCAAUCUCGAAAAUCAGGCAAACAACAUCUACAAUCAAAUUGACAGCAAUUAUAAUUGUCUGAAGAAUGUGGCAGCUUCCAACGCUCAAUCCACAAAACCCGUAGUCGCAUGGGCUGUAUAUAUUGCUCCUUCUAGUUACAAUAACAACACCGCUUCUUGGGCAAUUGCAGAUGCUUCUUACAAAAAGUCGUUUACCGAAGACGCUGGUGGUACCUACUUUAAUCUUUCUACCCUCACCUACUCCACAAGCUCGGACUUCCUGUCUGCCAUUGCAAACGUUGAUAUCUUAAUUGACGAGACUUACCUUGCCAACAGCAUCUCCGAUGUUUAUAAGAAUUAUGGUUUGACAGCAAAUAGUAACUAUAAAUUUGUGAAGAACUCGGCGAUCUACAGGGAAGAUGGAUUGCAAAACCCUAGCGGAGGGUUGGAUUGGUUUGAGAGUGCAGUGUUGAAGGGUGAUGUCGUAUUGGGGGAUUUGGUUAACGUGAUAAAUCCCAAUUUACCAACGAAAGGAUAUCAAAGAGUAUGGUUCAGGAAUGUCGCCAAAAACGAGAGUUUUAUAAUUUCGAGCGCAACGAAUUGUACAAACACUAGUGCACCAUUAACGGAUCAAUCCAGCUUUUGUUCAAUUCAUGUUGCCGCCG
Molecule: messenger RNA, 1107 nt
Organism: Acaulospora colombiana
Lineage: Eukaryota; Fungi; Glomeromycota; Glomeromycetes; Diversisporales; Acaulosporaceae
Source: the annotation of a GenBank genome assembly